This is a messenger RNA of Dendroctonus ponderosae (mountain pine beetle), 2437 nucleotides long. It is a transcript of the gene RhoGAP93B, whose product is annotated as rho GTPase-activating protein 39. The coding region runs from base 402 to 2351 and encodes 649 amino acids. The transcript has 6 exons. Gene Ontology annotation, biological process: signal transduction. The record is from RefSeq and is a predicted model, not a curated record. NCBI's taxonomy places the organism in Eukaryota, Metazoa, Arthropoda, Insecta, Coleoptera, Curculionidae. Gene Ontology annotation, cellular component: cytoskeleton; cytoplasm. Gene Ontology annotation, molecular function: protein binding; GTPase activator activity.
CUUUCCAUAAAAUCGGCUAUUAUCCAGACAAACCUUUUUAUAUUUCAAUAAGUGAAGAACUCUGUCUGCGUUGUUCUUUUUGCUAGUGUUAUUAUGUGAUAUUUCCCCACUCUGAUAGUGCGGUAAGUGCGGCUUCUCUCAUAUAGGGAAAUCAAAUGUACUGAGCUUGGCGGGCCUGAUUUAGAAAGUGUUGACAUUUACAAUGGUUGGCAAUUUUUAAUAAACAAUGGCGUUUACAGAUUAGUAUGUGUCCGAAGCACUGUUUAUUUUUAUUAUAGUUUUACAUAAGUCCUCACUCAUUUAAACUAUGAUUGAGGUUUACAUUGACAAUAAAACCAGUAAAUUCGCCAUUGUAACAUAUCAAAUGAACUAGUUUUAAGACUUCAGAGAUAAUGUAAAAAAUGGCAUCAAAUUCUUACAGGGUGGAAUGGGUGGAAAUAAUAGAACCCAAAACUCAGGAGCAUAUGUAUGCCAACUUGGCUACAGGAGAAUGUGUUUGGGAUCCGCCAGAAGGUGUUCCUGUGAAAAGAACAGAUUCAAACCAAUGGUGGGAAUUGUUUGAUCAGAAGACAGCGCGGUUUUAUUAUUAUAAUGCCACUUCGCAAAGGACAGUUUGGCAUAAGCCCACCAACUGUGACAUUAUUCCCUUAGCCAAAUUGCAAACUUUAAAGCACAACACGGACUGUAGCCCUGCAGUGACAAGCAAUCAGUCUACUCAAACAGGUCACCCCACUGAGAGAGGCCAGGCAUUAAGCUUGUCUGCUAGUACUCCUCAGUUACGCAGGAAACCAAGUGAUUUAUGUAGAAGUAGUAGUUUUAGCCAAAGAGGGGCUGAAGCCCCGUUAUACUCCAAUUGGCAUGAUUCUCAUUUGCUACCCUUAGAACACUUUUUGCUUAACAACAGCAGAGAGUCUGAUAGUGAUCAUUCAGACAGUGGCAGCGAAUCUCUGACUGGUCAUGAACCUGACAAUGAAGACUCCGAUCAAUCAGAGGGCAGCUACUUACCUCAUAGGCUUUCACAUAGACAAGUGGAGUACCUCAACUUGCCAACAGGAGUAUCAACAGAACCAAGAGAACGAGAUCGGGAAUGUCCGCCCACUCCUCUCUUAAAACCUCUUGCCGAGCCUCCAUUGCAGCCAGAAAGGGAGGCGGAUAUGGAGAAAUUUGCAGCUGAUAAUUUAAAUCUGGGAGGCCGCGGUUUGUUCAGAAGGAAAGCUAGCGUUCGUGAUCUUCUCAGUUGGACACAGAGAAGUUUGCAACGACCUUUAUUGGCAUCUAGUAAGCCGGUCUAUAAACAGGCUCUCGAAAUGUUUAGGCAGGUCCAGAUGUACAUGGGCGACCGAAAGGCUCGUCCAGGUUUUUCCUUGAAUUCGCUUCUAAUGGAAAUAUUGGGCACAGCCCAUGUACAGUCUCUUCUGCGCGAUGAGUUGUUUGUACAAUUAUGCAAGCAAACCACCGAGAAUCCUAGAAGAGAAUCGUUGUUGCGUGGAUGGGAAUUGCUUACUAUUGCUCUCGCUUUCAUCCCGCCUAGUCCAGUGUUCCAGCCUGCUUUAUUAGGGUACCUGAAUAGACAUAGAGAUCCUACCUUUUCGAGGGUCUUUCCCGAUGUUAAUCGGUGGCCGAUACAUGUUCAAGUUAAUCAUUAUGCUACUGUAGCAUGUCAGAGAUUGGAGAGAAUAGGAGCAGGAGGCAAACGCACAGCUAAAAGACCACAGACGGACGAUAUUGAAUCAGCUAGAAAACAAAUAUUCCAAGCUAGUCUUUUCGGAAACACUUUGAGGGAGGUCAUGCAGCUCCAAUCAAGCCGAUGGCCCAAUAGAAGGCUUCCUUGGCCCCAAGUGGAACUGUCGAUGCAAGUUUUGAAGCUACAGGGACUUCAGACUGAAGGUAUAUUCCGAGUUUCGGCUGACGUGGACGAAGUCAACAGACUCAAGGCACAAAUGGACAAGUGGGAGCUUAGUGAACCUAGUGAUGCCCAUGUUCCUGCUAAUCUUCUAAAACUGUGGCUAAGAGAACUUUACGAACCUCUCAUACCAGAUUCUCUCUAUCCUGAAUGCGUUGCCGAACCCAUGACAUCUCGACGGGCUUGUGAUUUAGUUCUUCGUUUACCCACUUUGCAUAGAUUAGUAUUGUGUUAUUUGAUCCGGUUCUUGCAGACCUUCAACAAACCCGACGUUAUCCAGCAUACCAAAAUGGAUGCCUCGAAUUUAGCUAUGGUUUUUGCCCCCAACUGCUUGCGAUGCAUGGCUAGUGAUCCUCGUACCAUGUUCGAUAAUGCUCGUAAAGAGAUGGCUUUUUUACGCUGUCUUAUACAGGAUCUAGAUACGGAUUGUGUUCGCGACAUGAUCUGACCUCAAAUUUUAUUUGUGGAUUUAUACCAUUAUGAUUAUUGUAUUAUUUUUUAUUAUAAAUAAUAGAUAUGCGUCACGUGUUUUUA